CCGUGUGAAUGCUGGGGUUACCGUUUUCUUAAAGGUGACUCGGCUGGUUUAUUUACAUUUGGAUUUGGUUUAAUUUUAAAUUAAAAUCAUGCCGCACGGACACUCGCACGAUCACGGUGGAUGCAGCCAUGAGGCCACGGACGUGGACCACGCCCUGGAAAUGGGCAUAGAGUACAGUUUGUACACCAAAAUCGACCUGGACAACACGGAGUGUCUGAACGAGGAGACGGACGGCCAGGGAAAAAGCGUUUUCAAGCCCUACGAAAGGCGCCAGGAUCUCUCAAAAUUCGUCCAGAGCGACGCGGACGAAGAGCUCUUGUUCAAUAUCCCCUUCACCGGAAACGUUAAGCUCAAGGGAAUCAUCAUAAGCGGUGCCAAUGAUGAUUCGCAUCCCAACAUGGUCAAAAUCUUUAAGAACCGCCCCAGAAUGACCUUCGACGAUGCAAAAGCUAAGCCCGAUCAGGAAUUCCACCUAACCCGCGAUGUCCGUGGAGAAAUCGAGUACUCACCCAAAGUAGUCACCUUCUCAUCCGUGCACCACCUCUCGCUUUACUUCCCUAGUAAUUUUGGUGAUGACAAUACUCGCAUUUAUUAUAUAGGACUCCGAGGGGAGUUUACUGAAGCUCAUUAUCAUGGUGUAACCAUUUGCAAUUACGAAGCUCGUGCCAAUGCCGCAGAUCACAAGGAUAAAGCUUUCGAUGGAGUAGGAAGAGCCAUCCAAUAAAUUAGAACUGGACUGCUUUUAUGUUAUUUAAAAUUCGCAAUUUAAUUGAGUAUCUGUGUGAAGUAUAUUUUGUGAUCAUUUAAGGCAUAAAAUGUAUUUCCUUAUCAUUUAAA
Molecule: messenger RNA, 837 nt
Organism: Drosophila rhopaloa
Lineage: Eukaryota; Metazoa; Arthropoda; Insecta; Diptera; Drosophilidae
Product: PITH domain-containing protein CG6153
Exons: 3
Coding region: 89-724 (211 amino acids)
Cellular component (GO): nucleus
Source: RefSeq, a predicted model, not a curated record